UCUUAUUACUUCGUUUUAGAUCCAAAAUCCAAAUAUAAUUUUUGAGUUUAGAUCUCUCGCUUCCAUUAUCGAAUACCAAAAGGAAAAAAUGGCAGAUAACAACGGUGGCAACAACAAGAACAACAAUAAAGAGGAAACGAGCCCUCUUUUGAGCAAACAAGUUGUUGGAGAAGAUGAGAAUAAGAAACAAAAUGUUAACAAAUCAAAGGAGGCGACCGUCGAGGUGGCAGCUCCGCCGGAGGUUGGUACCGGGGCUGGGUUUGGGUGGACCGCCGAUGGGCUGCCGAUGGUCCACGGGAGUGUUGUCGGAGAACCAAUGGGCCGGUACCAGUGGGAUUCUCCCCUCCUUGCUUGUCUUGGCCGUAACGAUGAGUUUUGCAGCAGUGACAUUGAAGUUUGUCUACUCGGAAGCGUGGCCCCUUGUGUGCUGUAUGGAAGCAAUGUUGAAAGACUCGGAUCUGCACCAGGGACCUUUGCAAAUCACUGCUUGCCUUACUCUGGUCUUUACCUGAUUGGAAAUUCCCUUUUUGGCUGGAAUUGUCUUGCUCCAUGGUUUUCAUACCCUAACCGAACCGCAGUUCGUCGCAAGUUUAAUCUCGAGGCAAGUAAAUCUUAUGUUUUAUUUUCCUUUGCCUUUUCAGGUUAUGGACAUCGUUUUAACUAGCUCAUUAAGCAUAUA
This is a messenger RNA of Hibiscus syriacus, 679 nucleotides long. RefSeq names its product cell number regulator 8-like. The coding region runs from base 89 to 664 and encodes 191 amino acids. The record is from RefSeq and is a predicted model, not a curated record. The transcript is spliced from 2 exons. Lineage: Eukaryota; Viridiplantae; Streptophyta; Magnoliopsida; Malvales; Malvaceae.